Culex pipiens pallens (northern house mosquito) is the source of this 1918-nucleotide messenger RNA. RefSeq lists its product as uncharacterized. Lineage: Eukaryota; Metazoa; Arthropoda; Insecta; Diptera; Culicidae. The coding region runs from base 134 to 1702 and encodes 522 amino acids. Gene Ontology annotation, molecular function: zinc ion binding. The record is from RefSeq and is a predicted model, not a curated record. The transcript is spliced from 2 exons. Gene Ontology annotation, biological process: regulation of transcription by RNA polymerase II. Gene Ontology annotation, cellular component: nucleus; transcription regulator complex.
CAACACUGCUCCAGCAAUUUAUUGUUAUUGUUUUAAAGUCGAUUUUUCUUCCGAAAAAAAUCACUGAAGCUGAUAACGCCAAUUAAUUUUAUAAAAUUGAACUGAAAUCAUGACAAAAUAGCCACCAAUCAAAAUGGAAGCCCAACCCACCCUUCGCUGUCGGCUGUGCCUGACCGUCUUCUCCGACUCGGACCGAACCCAGCUACGGGACAUAUUCCGCGACGACAACGGGGACCACUUUGGGUGUAAAGUGCGCGAAUGUACCGGGGUGUACGUAACGCGGCAGGAUUCGCUCACCACGGCCUGUGCCAACUGCGUCCAGACGGUGCACUUUAUCGACGAGUUCCGGAACCUGUGCCGGCAGUCCGACAGGAGUUUAGUGCGGGCGGCGUUCGACGGAGUGACCGGGUUCGGUCCGGCACGCUGGGAGAGCUACUCGUAUCAUGUUAGGGAGUUGAGGAAGUUGCUGGAACCGCAGCAGGAGGAGAACGUUGGCGGCGGAAGCGGUUACUUGCCGGAGACGGUGUUUGUGAAGGGCCAACAAGGACCGGCUGAGGUUGGGUUCGAGUGGGAGGACGUGGAGGAGAUGGUGGCCGUAAAGCAGGAGGUUGUUGGUAGUGACGAGGAGGAUGAGGUUGAAGAAGGGUUGGAGGAGGUUGUUGGGAGCGAUGAUGAUGGUGCUCCGCGACGGAAGAGGAACCGAGUCAACUGGGAGGUGGAUCCGCUGACGCUGGCCAAAGCAAUUCAUAGACUUCCGGUGCUGUGGAAUGCGAAGCAGGAUGGUCACCGGCAGUCGUACCAGCGAGAUCGAGCUUGGACCCAACUGGCCACGGAAACGGGAUUGAACAAGGACAAACUGAAGAAAAUGUGGUGCAGCUUGAACGACAUGUUCCACCGGAAACGCUGGGGUUCCGACGCGUCGGACGUUCAACUCUACCAGCUGCUGGAAACCAUGUUCAGUGCAAGCAUUCGCCGGAGGAGCAAAUUUGGCCUUUCGAACGAGACUCGUGCCGCGAUGGCCAAAAUAUCCAACGACAACGGCGAAAACGAGCGGAUGAAACUGGCCCAAAUAUUCUACAAACACGAAGACAUCUGGAACAGAACCCAUCCAGAUUUCGACAAACAAACGAAGUGGACCAACCUCGCAACGCAGUUGAACACCACCGUAGACGAGCUCAAACGCCACUGGAAGUGCUUCAAGGACAUUUACUACGCCCGGCGGAGGCGUCUCCAAACCGGGGAAAUCAAACCGACCCACCAAUGUCUGCAGGAUCCGUUCUUCCUACUUCUGGAGAAAAUGUGGAUCAAAAAUGCCCGACCAGCCCAGCGCCAACCGGUUCCACUGCGCACCACCGCAAAUAUCAGCGCCGAAGAAGUGGAACCACUCCCCGCCAACAAUCGAAUGCAGCUCACCCAGCUGAUCUACGACCGGGAAGUGAUCUGGAAUCGGUCCCAUCCGGACCACCCCGUGCUGGCCAAACGGGACGAGGCGUUCGACGAGGUGGCCCGCGAGCUGGGCAUGUCGAUGCCGGAGUUGAAGCACCACUGGCGCACGCUGCGCUCGUUCUACUGCAACCGGUACCUGCGCAUGAAGCGCGGCCAGAUCGCGCCCGACCAUCCGCUGCUGCACGAGCCGGUCUACCUGAUGCUGCGGAAAAUCUUCGGCGAUGAGAGCAGUGGCGGCGGGGAGGAAGGGGAGUGAUUUUUGUUUAUAUUUAGAGCAUUCCGAUUACCUUAGUGUUCAGAAAACAAUUGGUGAAGGUGUACACAUUCAAUGAAAACUAGUGCAAAGAACGUAUUAGCAAUUAGCCUGCCUAUUUUACUGUAUUUAUAAAUAUAAAUAAAUUAAACCAAAACUUAAACUACGAAUACUUGGCCCUGUUUUUUUCAUUUCCUUCCAUACAGCGCGUAUAAUGUC